This is a messenger RNA of Diachasmimorpha longicaudata, 1826 nucleotides long. RefSeq names its product venom acid phosphatase Acph-1-like. Gene Ontology annotation, molecular function: phosphatase activity. The record is from RefSeq and is a predicted model, not a curated record. Lineage: Eukaryota; Metazoa; Arthropoda; Insecta; Hymenoptera; Braconidae. The transcript is spliced from 6 exons. Gene Ontology annotation, biological process: dephosphorylation. Bases 114 to 1202 code for a protein of 362 amino acids.
UUCGCCUGUGUCUUUGUCAGUGUUCACCUGUACUAUCAGCCUCGCACUUCUGAAUUUCUCUUGAUAACAAAGUUUACUGAAUUUUUUUUUUCAAAUUUUAUGACAUCGGCAUAAUGAAAGUCCUUAAAUUUUCACUGAUUGUGAUUUCAAUUCUCCUUGGAGUUCAGCAAGUGGUGGGUCAGGAACUAAAAUUGGUGACUGUGAUUUUUCGACAUGGCGAUCGGGCUCCUCUGGCUGAUGACGGAGAAUCAUUCCCCACGAGUCCUUAUUUAAACUCACAAUUCCUACCUUAUGGUCCUUCACAAUUGACCAAUGCAAGAAGAAAGCGGGAGUAUGAGCUGGGUAUUCACAUUCGUCAACAAUACGAUAAAUUCCUAGGACCCCUUUAUCACCCCGCGAACAUCAUCGCUCAUAGUUCUGACACUGACAGAACGAAAAUGUCUCUGCAGCUGGUCAUGGCAGGACUUUUUCCUCCCGCACCUGAACAGCAGUGGAAUCCACUCCUCGAUUGGCAGCCAGUUAUCGUGAAUUAUCUCCCGUAUCCAAACCCACUCCUGUCGUACACCAAUUGUCCGGAAUAUCGAGAGGAAGUGGAGAUCGUAGAGCAAUCGCCUGACGUCCAGGAGAUGAUUUCGCAACAUAAUGAAUUAGUGAAAAAUCUCACCCAAUGGACCGGACGACCGAUCGCGAAAGCAAAGGACUUUGAAGAUCUCUACGGGUACCUCAGUGCAUUAGCCGCUAUGGGCCUCAAGCUGCCUGACUGGACCCACGAUAUUUUCCCUGAUGGGGAGAUGCUUGACCUCGCAACUUUAAGUUUUCGUGUUUACAGCUACACUCACAGGCUGAAAAUGCUGAAUGGAGGUAGAGUUUUAAAAAAUUUUACGGAGAGUAUGCAAGCAGUAGUCGAGGGCACCGAAUCGCAAGUAAAAAUGUUUCUGCUGAGUGGCCACGAUUUAAAUAUCGCUGCUCUUCUGAUCGCUCUAGGAGUUUACACGAGGCACCAACCGGCUUUCAGCAGCGCAGUAUUUUUUGAAUUAUCGGAAAAUGCCGGUGAAUAUUAUGUCAGCAUCUUCUACUAUCUGGGAAUCCCCCCAGAGCGCCUCAGGCUCGAAAUUCCUGGAUGCGAGGACUUGUGUCCAUUUACGCAGUUCCUGGAAAUGUACAGAGACAUUUUCCCCACUGAGGAAGACGUGAAAUGCUGAAAAUUUCAAAUUGUGAAACUAAUUUCAUCAAAUUCAGAGCGAGCGAUUGCAGAUUAACAAAUUAUAGAAGUUAUCGAUGGUGAUGCAGUAAUAAUUAGUUAGUUCAUUCAUUGCAUGGGAGGUUUUAAUUUUUUAUGUGAUAAACCCUCUAGAAAAUCAUGAAAUCAAAAUCCUAAAAACUAGAAUUUUUUCAAAACGAAAUUUAUAACUUUUUCAUUUUACUUUUUUCGCGGGAUGAAAUUCUUUAAAAAUCAAUGAAUCAAAAUUAUAAAAUACUCUAGAUAUUUUUAGAUAACAUAAUUCCAACGAAUAUGACUCCCAUGAGGAUAAAAAACCACAAUAAAUUUUCCCCAAAUUUUCCUCGAACAAAAUCAGACGAAGAACCAAAAAAAAUUGAAAUAAAAAAAAUCAAAAUCGUGGUAUAUGAAAAGGUGACAGUCCAUAGAUCAUUGUUAAUAAGUUAUUGAUAAUUAAAGUGACUGAUUGCGAAGGAAAAAACUCGUUACAAUCGAACGUUGAAUUCCUUUCCACAUUGACAGGUAUUUCCUCAAUGCAGUGUAUGAAAGAUUUUUUUCUCCCAUUCAUUCACGCGACAUCCUCUGAAAAUUCAUGUACCAACAAUGU